This is a messenger RNA of Caenorhabditis bovis, 1701 nucleotides long. NCBI's taxonomy places the organism in Eukaryota, Metazoa, Nematoda, Chromadorea, Rhabditida, Rhabditidae. The record is from the annotation of a GenBank genome assembly.
AUGGACGAAUUCAAGAAUGCAUCCACCAGCAUUCAUCCAACCGAAUCGAAGCGCGUGCAUUCGAACGCCGCCGAAAUCGAAGAAUCAUUCCGGAGAUUGCUGAAAGUGAGUCAAGAAGCUGAAAAAUUCAAAAAUGUUGGGCAACAUGAAGAUAAUUCCGACGACGAUUCGAAUGAAGAGGACAAAGCGAUUCCCGAUGAGAAUAUCAUCGAGCCAACAUCACACGAGGAGCCAUUGAAAAGCAUCGCAUCGCCCGAGUAUAUUCGAAAAGUCAUUCGAGAAAUGGAUAUUAUGAGCGCCGAAAUGCUCAGAGAGGCACUUGCUGCUAUAAAAGUCUCAACAAGUGGAACUAAAAGACAACUACGCAAACGGGUCGCACAUUAUUAUCGCAAAGAAAAUAGUCUACUGAAUCGAAAAAUGGAUUUCCCCAAUUCUGAUAAAACAUUUCGUCAUUUUGAUUAUUUAAUAGCAAUCGAUUUCGAAUGCACAUGUGUGGAGGUGAUCUACGAUUAUCCGCAUGAGAUUAUCGAGCUUCCCGCUGUUUUAAUAAAUGUUAAAGAUAUGAAAAUAGUAAGCACGUUUCGCACUUACGUCCGACCUGUCCGGAAUCCGAUUCUUAGCGAUUUCUGCAUUGCAUUUACCAAAAUCGCACAGGAAACCGUCGACCGCGCUCCCUAUUUUCGCGAAGCCCUCGAAUUAUUAUACGAGUGGAUGCGAAAAUUUGGAUUGUCGGAAAAAGGGGUCCGAUUUGCGUUCGUAACUGAUGGACCGCAUGACAUGUGGAAAUUCAUGCAAUUUCAAUGCGCUCUUUCCGGAAUGAAAAUGCCGCACAUUUUCCGAUCAUUUAUCAAUAUCAAAAAAAUUUUCAAGGAAAGACUACACGGAUUAGUCAAAGGAAAUGGGAAAUCUGGAAUUGAGAAUAUGCUUGAAAAAUUCGACUUGAAAUUCGAAGGAAAUAAGCACAGCGGACUUGAUGAUGCGAAGAAUAUCGCAUAUAUCUGUUUGGAAAUGAUGAAGAGAAGAAUUGAGUUGAGAAUCAAUCAGAAAUGCGCUUAUAAAGUGAAUCAGUUGGAUAUUCUGGAUGACGAUGACGACGAAGUUGCCGACCAUCGUUCGCUUGAUAUUUCGCAACGCGAUUUUCAAUUGUGGAUGCGCAGAUUGCCGUUGAAGCUUCAAACCGUGUCUCGCCGCGAAUUUCUCAACGACGAGUACAUGGAUUGCGAGUCGUGCGACGAUUUGACCGACGAUCAGAAUGAAGUCAAUGAGUUUUCGAGAAAAAUGAGAUAUCGCGAGGAAAUUCGAAUGAGAAUUGACACCCAAAUGGAAGAGGCACUUCAGGAGCACAAAUCGAACAAAAUCGACGAUAUUCAAGAAUUGGGGAAUGGUGGAGAUUCGCCAAUUUCUGAUAGCUUCUCGGAUUCGGAUAACGCCGACGAUGAAGACGAGGAAGACUUUGAAGCGCUUCUGAAUACUCGCCAAACGCAAACUCAUUGCGAAGCCGACAUGGAAUUGAGAUCGGUUUGGAGUCGAAGCGAUGAGAAUCAGAAUGACCAAGCGCUUCAACGAGCCGAUCGUCGACUAUCCGAUUCGUCAUCGUCGGAUUCAACCAUUCUCGAUUCGAGCUAUGCGCAUUGUCGACCGCAAACUCAAGCCGCCCCGAGAAACUCGCUGGCCAGCAAUGGAUAUAGAAGGGGUUUUUAG